Molecule: messenger RNA, 1584 nt
Organism: Ectocarpus siliculosus
Lineage: Eukaryota; Phaeophyceae; Ectocarpales; Ectocarpaceae
Source: the annotation of a GenBank genome assembly
AUGCAGAGGGCGGUCGACCACGACGGGGCUGCAGCUCUGCUGGAGCAAGCCGCGCAACAAUUCCGAGACCAUGUCGUCUGGAAGACGGCGGGGGGGCAGGGACUAAAUGCUAUGGCGGUCCCAGCUGGUCUGGGGUUCAACGGAAAUGGAGCUGCGGCAACUGGUGCCGGCGGCCUUAGUGCGGGGUUGUUCGGCUCGAGCAGCGUGGGAUUGGGCACGGGCGUUGGCGGAUCAACCAUGGGAGGCGCGCCUGUAUCCCCGGCCUCUGUGUCGGCCGCCAGCAUCGCCCCUCACUGGGACGCGCGCACGGGCGUUGGCAGAUUAACCCUGGAACGUGCGCCAGAGUCCCCGACUUCAUUGUCUCGGGUGGCGUGUGGUGCAAGGACGGCGCCUGUGUCUCCGGCCACCGUGUCGGCAGCCGACAUCGCCCCUCGCCCGGGCGCGAACCAACCGCGUUCGCCGCUUGCCAUGCCAAUGUUUAUUCCGAUACGCACGUCCCCAGCACCGCAGACCACAGGUACUAGUGGAGGUGUGCGGGAAAAUAGAGGGGCGGGAACGUUUGUCCAUGAAAACCUCAAUUCAUCCGUGGAGCCUGAGAGCAACAGACAGCUGGCGGCUGCCGUUCUCGGCAUGUCGUCCAGCGUAUCGACGGGGGGGAGGCGAAAAGGCCAGCUACGUGAACAAGCCAAGAGCUGCCACGGGUGUAGGACGAAUAAACCCGGGCAAGGCAUCAAGUAUGCUUGCGUGGAUGGCCGGAAUCCGAGAUGGAACUAUUGGCUGUGCAAGAGUUGCUUCAAGGAAUGGACGGAAGCGUCUGGAGUUGAUGGAUUUUUGUGUUGCCUACACCGGGGAAAGCAGUGGUGCCCGUGCAACAGCCGGAAAAGGGUCAGGAGAGGCCCCGUCCCGGCAUUGGAGCGAUCUGCGCUAGCAAAGUCGCGCAUUGGGAGCACGAGCAUUUUCGAGUUCCCGGCGCGGACACGUCCAGCCCUCACUGUCGCAAGGACAACUCCCAGUGCCACACCAACUGGGGGGGCGGGCAAAACAUACUCGGUGUGCACAUCGGUCGGUCUUCAGCGUGUGGCGGUGAUCAAAACUGGUGACGAAUUCAUUUGCUCACGGAAGGACUGCAGACGCGUCAAGAAUCCUCAAACCUCAGCUGCAGCCACUGGUGGCACGGACUCUGCACUUCCGGCUCCUUGCUGCCAUGCAGAGGUCGUGCUCCAGGCAGAGAGAUCAUCUAUGCCAAUGCCGACAGCAGAUCCCCUGUUUUCAGCAGAGGAAUUUCGACACGCAUUGACCACGGCAGUGCCAGCAGGAGCGUUCAGCGAGGGCACCACCCGAGCCAUGCACGCACGCGCGGAUCAGGCGGCGGAAGAUGGCGUCCCGGUGCUUGUCGGCCUCGGGAGCACGAAGUACUUCGGGAUAACGGACGGCCUUCAAAACAACCGCAAAGUGGUUGGAGGGUGGGCGCACGUGAAGUAUGACGACAGGGACGGGAGCAAAAUUUUCCAGUGCAAGGUGGGCGAAAGGUUUGCACUCGACUUGCGGUGGUUGAAUGUCGGCAUGGUUGAGGUGCUUCUUUAG